Gastrolobium bilobum is the source of this 2251-nucleotide messenger RNA. RefSeq names its product factor of DNA methylation 1-like. Bases 49 to 1941 code for a protein of 630 amino acids. Gene Ontology annotation, biological process: gene silencing by siRNA-directed DNA methylation. The transcript has 8 exons. NCBI's taxonomy places the organism in Eukaryota, Viridiplantae, Streptophyta, Magnoliopsida, Fabales, Fabaceae. The record is from RefSeq and is a predicted model, not a curated record.
GUGACCUUCUCGCUCUCUCUCUCUGAGGUACUCUUGUCAGCAGUUUCAAUGGACUACAGCUCUGAAGAAGAGUCAGAUAUUAGCGAAUCUGAGAUUAAUGACUAUUCAGAGAAACCAUAUGAACAUUUAAGGUCUGGGAAAUACAAGGUUAAAAGUUUGAAUGGCACUCUUAGAUGUCCUUUCUGUGCUGGUAAAAAGAAACAAGAUUACAAAUAUAAGGACUUAUUGCAACAUGCAUCAGGAGUGGGUAAGGGUUCUGCUAACAGAAGUGGAAUACAAAAGGCAAACCAUCUUGCUCUGGCAAAGUAUUUGGAGACUGAGCUAGCCAAUGAAGCAGAGCAAAUGCAGCGGCCAGCUGUACCCCAAGCUGUCAAUCAACCUAUUCAGCAAGAUGAUCUUUAUGUUUGGCCUUGGAUGGGCAUAAUUAUUAACAUACAGAGUAAAUUGCAGGAUUCUGGAUACUGGUUGAAAAAUUUUGUUAAAUAUAGACCGGUAGAUGUUCAUAUAUUCUUCAAAGAUGGUGACCUGGUUGCUCAAGCUGUAAUAGACUUUAAUAAUGAUUGGAAUGGUUUCAUGAAUGCAAGUGAAUUUGAGAAAUCAUUUGAAACUGCGCGUCAUGGUAAAAAGGAUUGGAAUUCAAGGAAGUUGCAGGCUGGCUCAGACAUUUAUGGAUGGGUUGCACGGGAAGAUGAUUAUAAUUGUGAAGGAGCAAUCGGGGAAUACCUCCGCAGCAAAGGAAGGUUGAGGACGGUUGCAGAUAUUGUUCAAGAAGCAUCUGAAUGCAGAAAUAGUAUUGUGGCAAACCUAGCUAAUAAAAUUGAUAUUACAAAUGAAACCUUGAACGAAAUGCAGUACAAGUAUAAUGAGAAGAACAUGUCGUUGAGUAGGAUGCUUGAGGAUAAAGACAAGCUACACAGUGCUUUUGUUGAAGAAUCAAGGAAGAUGCAGCGUAGAGCACGUGAUGAGGUACGAAGGAUCUUGGAUGAACAAGAAAAGUUGAGUAGUGAAUUGGAGGAAAAAAGACGGAAGCUUGAUUCCUGGAGCAGAGAUCUAAACAAACGUGAGGUACUAACGGAUCAAGAAAGACAAAAACUUGAAGAGGACAAGAAGAAGAAAGAUUUGAGGAAUGAAUCACUCCUUUUGGCUUCAAAGGAGCAGAAGAUUGCUGAUGAGAAUGUCUUAAGGCUUGUUGAGGAGCAAAAGAGAGAGAAAGAGGAGGCCUUGAACAAGAUACUUGAGUUGGAAAAAAAGCUGGAUGCCAAACAGAAGUUGGAAAUGGAAAUUGAGGAGUUAAAAGGGAAAUUGCAAGUUAUGAAGCAUCUUGGAGAUGAAGAUGAUACAGGUGUCCAGAGUAAGAUGAAAGAAAUGAAUGAUGAUUUGCUGGAAAAAAUAGAAAAUUUGGAAGGUAUGGAGGAAAUGAAUAAAACCCUCAUUUUCAAGGAGCGCCUUAGCAAUGAUGAACUACAGGAAGCUCGCAAAGAAUUAAUAGAAGGGUUAAAUGAUAUGCUGAAUUCAACUAAAACUAAUAUUGGGCUCAAGAGAAUGGGAGAGCUUGAUCAAAAGGUUUUUGUGGAUAUCUGCAAGAAAAGAUUUCCUCUUGAAGAUGCUGGGACAAAGGGAGUUGAGCUUUGCUCUUUAUGGCAGGAGAACGUGAAGAAUUCUGCCUGGCAUCCAUUUAAAGUGAUCAUCGUUGAUGAUAAACCAGAGGCAAUUAUAGAUGUGGAAGAUGAGAAGUUACAAAGUCUCAAGCAGGAAUGGGGAGAUGACAUACAUUCAGCGGUUGUUAAAGCCUUGAAAGAAUUAAAUGAAUACAAUCCAAGCGGUGGGUAUACUGUUUUGGAGCUUUGGAACUUCAAGGAGAAAAGGAAGGCUACCUUGAAAGAAGUUAUCAGUUAUAUUGUGGAGCAUAUCAAGCCGCUUAAGCGCAAGAGAGCAGCAUAAGGCAAAAGGGGAGAAAGAUAUGAUAUAUCAAAGAGGAGAUGGAAAGUAGAACCUUUUUCAUGGUUUGUAUGAAUGUUCUAUCUUCCCAAUGGGAAGACGGAAAGUAUGACCUUUUUCAUCGGCUUGUAUGAGCCAUAAGAAACAUUCUGCUGGAGAUAAGAGUUGAAUAUGAAACAUUUCUGCAAUUUUCAUCAUUGAUGGAUUUGAACAUCUGUAAUCUGAUUAUUUAUUUCGAAAAAUUCACUCAAUACUGUAGGAGGUUGUCUACGCUUAUUUUAUAUCAAUGGAUGCAGAUCAAUAUAUUUUUAAC